Rattus rattus (black rat) is the source of this 1368-nucleotide messenger RNA. RefSeq names its product zinc finger and SCAN domain containing protein 4D-like. Gene Ontology annotation, molecular function: DNA-binding transcription factor activity, RNA polymerase II-specific; RNA polymerase II cis-regulatory region sequence-specific DNA binding. The transcript is spliced from 4 exons. The record is from RefSeq and is a predicted model, not a curated record. NCBI's taxonomy places the organism in Eukaryota, Metazoa, Chordata, Mammalia, Rodentia, Muridae. Gene Ontology annotation, biological process: regulation of transcription by RNA polymerase II.
AUGAAUUCACAGGUCAGAAAAACCUUUUAUUCUGAGUCACUAACAAAUGUCCUUCAAUUAGACAAUCAAGAGUUUAUUCCUAACCAGCAUUCUGCUGUGCAGUUUGGAGAAGACAUCUACACCUUACCAAGUGCUCAACUCAACUUUCCACCAAAUGGCAAUGGCUCAUUGGCAAAGCAGGAACUGCAAACACUCUGGGAAAGUUUUACCUCAUGGUUGCAACCAGAAAAGCAGAGCAAGGAGCAGAUAAUUGCUCAACUGGUCUUGGAACAGUUUUUCAUCACAGGGCACUGCAAGGACAAGUUUGCCUUGAAAGAGAAGUGGGAAUCAAGUGGAAGAAACAUGAGGAGAUUCAUGGAGGGGCUGACUGAUGAGUGCUUGAAGCCUCCCACCCUGGUCCAUGUCUCUAUGCAGGGGCAGGAAGCCCUCUUUUCCGAGAACAUGCCAUUAAAAGAAGUCAUUGAAUAUUUGAAACAGCAAGCAACACCAAUGCCAACACAAGAGAAUUCAAGGACAUACCUGCAGAUACAUCAAGACAUGUUCUUUGCAACAAGAAAUGAGAGCAGUGAUGAUGGCUGCAACAAUCCCUGGAAUGCCAGUGAAAGAAAUAGUGGUGUUAAUAGUCCUGGAGAGGAGAUGGGUCCUCUUCUCAUUACCCAAACAGAUCAGUACACUGUGCCUAAAGAUAUAGCUGUUUCUUAUUCAAAAACCCAGAGUGACAGAGAGACAAGUGAAGGCACUUUCAGGUACCCGGUAGAGUCCCUAACGGCCCAUUCCUCCGAAGAAAUUGCUAUGGAGGUAAAACCAGGAUUAUUCUUCAGGCUAGACCACACUAAUGACAAUGAAGAUAGCCUCAACACUUUCUGUAAUGCUAGUGAAGUACAUCAUGAUAGAAUUCCGGCAAAAGAGAUGGAUUCCCAAACAGAAGAGUAUUCUGAGCCUGAAGAGAAUACUGUCCCUUACAGAGUUGUUGACUGUUUUAGAAGAGUACCUCAAGACACAUCCAGGCCCCUAGAAUAUUUGUCAAGGGCACCUUCUUCUGAAGAUGUCCCAGUGCAAGUACUAGAGUUCCUUUCCCAAUCACAGCUUCCUCCCUGUGUGCCUCUACAACUUUUCCUAAAUAAUGGGGCAAAUUCUACAAGCUUCUAUAACCUCUCAGUCCUCUGUGUACAUGCGGUCAUCCAUGAGCAAAAGAAACCUUUCACCUGACAUUCAUGCAAAAUACCCUUCAGUCACAAGACCAACCUGCAGGAUCAUGAGAAAAUUCACACCAGAGAAAAGCCUUAUAUCCGCUUCCUGUGUAACAAUAGCCUCUAUCAGUCAUCCACAUACCACUGUCACCUGAGGAAUUACCAUAAAUCUGACUAA